This is a messenger RNA of Ctenocephalides felis (cat flea), 1530 nucleotides long. It is a transcript of the gene CYLD, whose product is annotated as ubiquitin carboxyl-terminal hydrolase CYLD. NCBI's taxonomy places the organism in Eukaryota, Metazoa, Arthropoda, Insecta, Siphonaptera, Pulicidae. Gene Ontology annotation, biological process: protein K63-linked deubiquitination. Bases 1 to 1530 code for a protein of 509 amino acids. Gene Ontology annotation, molecular function: K63-linked deubiquitinase activity; cysteine-type deubiquitinase activity. The transcript is spliced from 9 exons. Gene Ontology annotation, cellular component: cytosol. The record is from RefSeq and is a predicted model, not a curated record.
AUGUCAGAAAAUUUAAAUACAUCAUCGCGGAAAGACAACAAUGGCGUUGGGUCUAGGACUAGUUCAAAAAUUUUCAACUUAAGAGAUAUUUCACCAGCAUGGGAGGGGUCACCAAGUGGAUCAGCAUGUUCACAAGACUCCGGUUCGAGUAUUCCAACAUCAUCCAGACGAGCUCAAAGUCGCCAAUCGGGUAUAGCUGUUCUAAAGAAAAGCUCAACCAGGCCAUCGAGUGUCAGCUCAGUAAAUUGCAAUAAAUUCAAUACAGUGCUUUAUGAUGAAAGGUUUGUCGAUCAAAAACGAUCUCUUCAGCCUGGGCAUUCAAGAACUUUUGAAGAUCUUGAUUCUCGACUCUUUGGAAAUGUUGAGUGUCUUGCGGUGCCAGGAUCUAUAGCACCUUUGAGCAAAACUUCAGAUUUAGAAUCUGUAUGUGGAAAAUUCAAAGGCAUACAAGGACAUCACAAUUCCUGUUAUUUAGAUGCAACACUUUUUUCAAUGUUUACAUUCACAAGUGUAUUUGAUUCUUUGUUAUUUCGGCCUAAAGGACAUCAGGACUCUGAUCACUAUGAAGAAGUACAAACAGUUUUACGUGAAGAAAUUGUAAAUCCUUUACGAAAAAAUUUAUUUGUGCGGGCUGAUAAAGUUAUGAAAUUAAGAAAAUUAUUAGAGAAAUUAUCAUCCGUUACUGGCCUAACAUGUGAAGAAAAGGAUCCUGAAGAAUUUUUAAAUUGCUUACUAUCACAAAUUUUGAAUGCCGAUCCAUUUUUAAAACUGAAUUCUGGACAAGAAGCAUUUUAUUAUCAGUUGUUUGUAGAAAAGGAUGAAAGACUCUUGCUACCAUCAGUACAGCAGUUAUUUGAACAGAGCUUUCUCACAUCUGAUAUUAAAUUGAAACAAGUGCCAUCUUGCUUAAUAAUACAAAUGCCGAGGUUUGGUAAAUCGUAUAAAAUGUAUCCUAGAAUAUUACCUUCACAAUUGCUAGACGUAACAGAUAUAAUAGAAGAUUCACCUCGACAGUGUACAGUGUGUGGAAAACUUGCGCAUUAUGAAUGCAAAGAUUGCUUUGGACAAUGUGGAAUGGGGUUGGAAAGUACUGCAUUUUGCAAACCCUGUCUCGAUACUGUACAUUCCCAUGCCAAGAGGGCAAAUCAUAAAGCCAAGCUCUUGUCAGUUCCAAUAGAUUUUUCCAUAAUGGCUGAACAUUGUCCGGUUCCUAGACUAUAUAUGGAAUUAUUUGCAGUAGUUUGUAUUGAAACAUCUCAUUAUGUGACAUUUGUGAAAGCCGGGUCUGGCCACAAUGUGCCUUGGUGCUUUUUUGACUCGAUGGCUGACCGAAAAGGUGAGCAAAAUGGCUACAAUAUACCUGAGAUGGUGAGUGUCCCGGAUUUGCCGGAAUGGUUAUCUGAUGAAGGGGCACGUAUGCUGCACGAGCAGUACCCUAACGACAAGCAAUUACCUGAACAUGCUAAGAGAUUAAUGUGCGAUGCCUAUAUGUGCAUGUACCAAAGUCCUGAUGUAAUGAUGUAUAGAUAA